Molecule: messenger RNA, 3370 nt
Organism: Oreochromis aureus
Lineage: Eukaryota; Metazoa; Chordata; Actinopteri; Cichliformes; Cichlidae
Product: proteoglycan 4-like
Exons: 7
Coding region: 1-2460 (819 amino acids)
Source: RefSeq, a predicted model, not a curated record
AUGGGGCAGGUCACAUACUGGUUGAAGGUGGGCAAGUUGUUCUUUCACAGCGAUGUGCCCAGGGGUCCCACAACUGUCUUUAACAAACACUGCCAGUCCCCUCCUUUCCUCUCACCGCUGUCUCUCGUCUUGUCCGCCCGCAGCAGCUGGAAGCCGGGCAGUCUACUCACAGAGGGAGUACCGGGCAGUGUCGGGAGACUGCGUUUUGGGUCCUCCUUUCCCCACAUCCCCACGGUCUGCCUGGCGGACCGUGACAGAAUGAUCCCGCCAACCACCAUGGACCCAGCAGACUCAGGAGUUGCCACGGAGGAGAGAUCGCUCUCGCAGCUAUGGGAUUACUGCCGGAGCGUAAUCCAGGCUGUAGACCCACACAAGAGACAUAUACAGGUAGUGUUCUUUGACAAUUAUCUCACAUCCACUACCUUUACCAUGAACUUUUUGGACAUUACCAAACUCAAGCCAUUGGUCGCUAGUGUAAGGGAGAGCUCUAGUUUUGAAUUAUUCGGCUUGGGUGGCCCGAGCGAGGAAGGUUCGGCUGCUCUCCUAGAGGCUCUAGCCGCUUGGUUUUUCGCGCAUCGGCGGAGGGCUUUCCCGUCGAUGCUUGCGGCACAAUUGUUUGAUCCUCCAUUGCAGAAGGGAUGUCGCCCUCGCCAUCAUCACCCCAUUACACCUCAACCCACUCCUGCGGUUUCAGCCCGGUCAGCUGAUGAACAACAGAGGAGGGUUUCCAUACACCCAGCUCCGCCUUCACGGAGGAGACGGCGUCCUCGCAAGCAGCGUUCAGCCCCAUCUACACUCACUCCUGUGCUUGUUGAAGACGCGGGACCAGCGGCUCUGGACGCCACAGUGAGUAAAAUGGACUCUGCCGGUGUUGUAAUUUCCCUCCCUGUGAACAUGGAAAUAGAGACUAUAGCCGCUACGGCAAUUAACCAUAGAGAAACUGUUCGCUUUACCUCCAAAAACUCAGAAAAUGUUCUCUCUGAGACUGUGAGCCUGGAGCUAGGGAGCUCAGAGCAUGCAGACCCAGAUGACUUUCUGGCCCUGUCUGGCCACAUGGAGACGGAGGUUCUCUCCAGGGCUUCCCCAGAGGCCGAACUGGAGGCCUCAGUUGCCUCUGGACCCCUGGAAUUUGUUGAGCCAGCUGCAACAUUUUCUUCCUCACCACCCUUCAUGAUAGCUACAUUACCCUCAACUCAGCCUGCUGCCCAGCUUCUGCACCGCUGCCGGAGGAGCUCGGCGAGCCGGAGGAGCCAGCUCAGCGAGCCCGAGCUGGAGCUCAGCGAGCGGGAGAAGCCUGCGACGCCUGAUGAGGAGCUCGGCGAGCCGCAGCAGGAGCUCGGCGAGCGGGAGAGGCCUGCGACGCCUGAUGAGGAGCUCGGCGAGCCGCAGCAGGAGCUCGGCGAGCGGGAGAGGCCUGCGACGCCUGAUGAGGAGCUCGGCGAGCCGCAGCAGGAGCUCGGCGAGCGGGAGAGGCCUGCGACGCCUGAUGAGGAGCUCGGCGAGCCGCAGCAGGAGCUCGGCGAGCGGGAGAGGCCUGCGACGCCUGAUGAGGAGCUCGGCGAGCCGCAGCAGGAGCUCGGCGAGCAGGAGGAGCUCGGCGAGCCGCAGCAGGAGCUCGGCGAGCAGGAGGAGCUCAGCGAGCCGCGGCAGGAGCUCGGCGAGCGGGAGGGGCCUGCGACGCCUGAUGAGGAGCUCGACGAGCCCGCGCCACAGCCGGAGGUGCCGCUCAGAAAGGAGCAGCUCAGCGAGGAACAGCUCGGCGAGCGGAAGGAGCCCGCACCGCCUGAUGAGGAACUCGGCGAGCAUGAGGAGCGCCCAUCAUCGAGAGAGGAGCUCGGCAGGCCAGAGGAGCUCGGCAGGCCGGAGGAGCACGCACCGCCAUCAGAGGUCGGCGUGAAUGAGGGACCCACUCAGACAGAGCCGGAGGUCAGCGUGUCGGAGGGACCUGAUCUGCCUAAGCAAGGGGUCAGGGUGCAGGAGGCAUCUCCACGUUCAGCGCGCCCUCCACGCCGUCCACGUUCAGCGCGCCCUCCACGCCGUCCACGUUCAGCGCGCCCUCCACGCCGUCCACGUUCAGCGCGCCCUCCACGCCGUCCACGUUCAGCGCGCCCUCCACGCCGUCCACGUUCAGCGCGCCCUCCACGCCGUCCACGUUCAGCGCGCCCUCCACGCCGUCCACGUUCAGCGCGCCCUCCACGCCGUCCACGUUCAGCUCAUCGGGGAUCAUGGGCCAUUCUACUCUGUCGCUCACUGGAGCUACACCAUCGCAGCAGGCCGCCAGAGCUACGCCGACGCCACUGGACCCGUGGCAGGCCCCCUGAACAGUUUUGUCGCUGCUGCCGGGCCCAUGGCUGUCCGCCGGAGACCCAGCGUUCCCUCCAGUGGACUAGAGGCAGGGUGUGUAUGUGUGUGGUCUGCGGGUGUGGCUGGAGGAUAGAGGACAGCCGCAUGCAGGCCUGAUGGGUGUGGCCCUGCAGGAGGACUGGCCACACCUGAAGUUCCUGCCACACACCUGUUGGUGAUCAGUGCUCGUCGGGGGAGCUACUUAGGAGAGUGGAGCUUCCACCGGCGCGGGAUCAUUGAGUUAGCAUAUCGAGAGGAAGAGUGGUCCAGAGAGGCAGCACGCACGGGGGUGCGGAAACACAACCGCGGGGAGCACGAGCACAGACAUCGGAGGGAAGCACGCACACGGGUUCAAGGGAGCAACGGGGAGUCAUUGUGUUUACAGUUUUUCACUGUAAAUAAAGAGCACUGUUUGCAUCGCAGAGACUGCGUUUUGGGUCCUCCUUUCCCCACAUCCCCACGGUCUGCCUGGCGGACCGUGACAAGUGAUUAAAAAAUAAAACAGAAACACAUACCCCAGCAGACAAGGUCUCACAGCUGCAAAGAGAGUAUGAACAGGUAUAGUAAACACAAACAUGUCACUUUUAACAGGUAUGGCCCGGUAUUUUUGUAUUAAAGUUGUUUUUAGUAAAUUACUGUAAGUUAGUAAGCACAAGAGUCUAACAGCAUAUAGUUAGAAUAUUGAACUUCCAUAUAACAAAGUGAGCUGUAUUAAAAAUUGUUAACAUACAAAAAAGGAAAGCUUUCAAUUGUCAUGUUUUCCAUUGGUAUGAAUUUUCAGUUGGUGUUGUGUGAAAAAUAUGUUUUAAUAUAUAAAUAUAUAUUAAAACAUAUUAAACAGCCGUGUAUGUGAACACACAGUAAGAGCUACAACAUACAGAAUAAAGGACCAUUAGUAAAGCAAACAGUGUGUUACCUUUAACCUUUUGCCUUAAUCACAAAUUAAUUAUCUUUACCUUACAUAACAUAUAACAGUGGAACUUGUAAAUCGUUGCAUCGCUGCCUUAACAUGACGAGUAAUACGUUA